AUGGGUUCCCAGCAGUCUCAUCAGUCUCAGCAGGCUCAGCAGUCUCAGCAGUUAUCUCAGCAGCUAUCUCAACAGUUGUCUCAGCAGUUGUCUCAACAGCCUCAACAGUCUCAGCAGCCUCAGCCUCAGACUCAGACUCAGCCUCAGACCCAAUCUCAACAGUUGCAACAGUUACAGCAGCUGCAACAGUUGCAGCUUCAACAACAACUUGACAGCCUAUCUGGUUCUAGAAGAAAGCUUAGCAAAGAUCUUAGCGGACUCACGGAUGAUCCAGACCUUAACGCUAAGCUGCUCAUGAAGUGUACUUGUCGUAAGAAGGAUCCUAAUAGAAUUCCUAGACCUAGAAAUGCCUUCAUUCUUUUCAGGCAGAAGCACCACCAAGAGCUGCUUGAGGAAGGAGGUAAGGUUCGAACCAAUCCUGAGGUGUCGAAAGAAUUGGGGCGUAGAUGGAGAAAUCUUCCUCCUAAAGAAAAGGCCUACUGGGUGAAGCUUGCUGAAGAGGAGAAGAGCAGGCACGCUGAGAAGUACCCCGAUUAUAAGUACACUCCAAAGAGAAACAGUAAGAAGAAAUGUCCACAUUGUCUUGCCAAGCAGGCUUUGAAGAAUAGAAGGCUUGCCAAACGUCAUGCUGCCACAGCAGCUGCUACUCUGGGAUCUGUUGGUGUUGUUGGAGCCAUGAAUGGUUCUUUUAACGGGGUCACAGCUGGUUCAAUUGCAUCUGCAAAUUCUGUUGGUUCUGCAAUGCCCAACGCUUACAGUUAUCAGCAGCCCUUCUUUACGCUUGCAUCUAAUGGUCAAUUCUACUCCGAUUUGGGCCAAGUUUCUCAGUCUCAGCCUACUUCUUCUGCCCAGCAGUCGUAUCAGAGGCUUCAAUCUCCUCAGCAGGGUGUUGCGCAGGGAUCUCCUCAACAUUCUGUUGCUGCUCAAGGUACUGCUACUCCCGUUUACUAUCAGCAGGGCCUUAUGGGUCUUCAGCAAGUUGUUCUUCUUCCUCAGCAGCAACAACAGCAACAGCAACAACAACAGCCACAACAGCAACAGCAGCAGCAACUUCAACAACAACCACAGCCACAGCAAGUAGUUCGGCCUCAGUCCUUCAAGUCUGAAGACAUGUAUCCUAGCAGUGGUAAUGGAAGAGCCCAAUCGCAACAAUCGCAACAACCUCUCAAUUACUCUCCCACCUCGGCAAAUAUCUCUAAGUCUCCUACUCUUGGGGUAACUGAUCAAUCAAGUUACCAGGGACUCUUCAAUCAACCCCAGACUAGAUACAACCAGCAACAGCAGACACCACAGUCUCAGAACCAGUCUGGUGGGUCUCCUCAAGCACAGAGUCUCCAGCAGAUGUACAUGCAGUUGGAUAACCAGCAGCAAUCCAUGCAACAGCCCCAGCAUGCAUCGCAACAGCAGUCACAGCAGCUGUCUCAGCAGGCUCAACAGGCUCAGCAGCAGAGCUAUCUCCAUGGCUACGACUUCCAGCAGUUGCAGCAAAGUACUUCUCAACAGAGUCAGAUGCCUUUACCUCCAAUCAACAACAUCUCGCUUCCUCCUUUAAACAUGAACCAGAAGAGCAACUAG
Messenger RNA from Brettanomyces nanus, 1575 nucleotides. RefSeq lists its product as uncharacterized. Bases 1 to 1575 code for a protein of 524 amino acids. The transcript has 2 exons. Gene Ontology annotation, biological process: anatomical structure morphogenesis; negative regulation of transcription by RNA polymerase II; cell differentiation. The record is from RefSeq and is a predicted model, not a curated record. Gene Ontology annotation, molecular function: RNA polymerase II cis-regulatory region sequence-specific DNA binding; DNA-binding transcription factor activity, RNA polymerase II-specific. NCBI's taxonomy places the organism in Eukaryota, Fungi, Ascomycota, Pichiomycetes, Pichiales, Pichiaceae.